Macadamia integrifolia is the source of this 1131-nucleotide messenger RNA. RefSeq names its product probable ubiquitin-conjugating enzyme E2 C. The coding region runs from base 24 to 719 and encodes 231 amino acids. The record is from RefSeq and is a predicted model, not a curated record. Lineage: Eukaryota; Viridiplantae; Streptophyta; Magnoliopsida; Proteales; Proteaceae. The transcript has 7 exons.
UUAAAUAUAUUUUUCACAGCAUUAUGAUGACACAUCGAAAUGUUGGAUUAGGUCAUAACUUGGACAACAUGUCGAUUGCAAUUGGCGCAAAUCCAACUACUACAUUGAAUUAUAUAGCAGUAUUUCGUACGAAGAGACAGAGGGAGGGGAUGGAGGAGCGGAACAGCGCGGCGAUGGCCAACUCGUCAAUGGCGCAGCAUCAGACGCAAACACCAACAGCUUCUUCGAAGCAAGCCAAGGCUUUCCCCAACUCCGUGGACACUAAUUCUGUCACCCAGAGGCUUCAAAAGGAAUUGAUGUCUCUCAUGAUGAGUGGAGGUGAUCUUGGGGUAUCAGCCUUCCCUGAAGGUGAGAGCAUCUUUUCCUGGAGUGGCACUAUCGAGGGUGGCAAAGGAACAAUGUACGAGGGUUUAUCAUAUAAGCUUUCCUUGCGGUUUCCCCUGGAUUACCCUUUUAAGCCUCCCCAGGUUAAAUUUGAGACAAUGUGCUUCCAUCCCAAUGUUGAUCAGUAUGGCAACAUUUGUCUUGACAUCCUCCAGGACAAGUGGUCAUCAGCUUAUGAUUGCAGAACCAUUCUUUUGUCCAUUCAGAGCCUACUGGGAGAACCCAAUAUUGAUAGUCCUCUAAACAGUUAUGCUGCAGCUCUAUGGAACAACCAGGAAGAUUACAAGAAGAUGGUUCACAGACAGUACAUGGAUGGAGAAGUUUUUGAAAGUUGACUUAUGAGCAUCUCAGAUAGAUAUCAUUCUACACGCGAAAUCACCGGCUAGGAUUCACUUCUCUAAGAAGCUACUCUUCAAGGAGUAUGUUAUUGGGAAAGUUUUGAGGUAUAGAUGUGUUUUGUCUAUGAUUGUUGAAGUAGUUUAUCUGGGUUCUUUUUUUGCAGUAAGGUGGUCUAAAGGACACGGUGAAGCACUCUGUCAAUAUUUUUACUCCACUUGCAAUUUAUCUAUAUAAUUGCCAGGAACACACAAGAAACUCAAGUGACACUAACAUCAUAUGAAAGUUGCAUAUUUACUUGAUUCGUGGAUCAGUGCAAAUGAUGGUUCUGUACUGAAAUUUGUAGGCAAUGAAAAUUGUCUAUUGGUCUAAUAUGGAGAUGAGAUUGUGAAAUUAAUAAUCGUUUUGUUA